UCUUUACAUUGCCAAAUGAAAAUAGAUUGAAGAAAAAUAUUGUUGUCGGAGUAAACGCCUUCAGCUAAUUAAUAAAGGUUCGCGAAAACUAACAACUUGAAACCUUCAAGAUUCCAUCUCCCAUUGGCCCAAGACUGAAAACAAUAAUAUUUUUUUCCUUCAAAGGAUGGAUGAGAGGAUAAACACGCGAUUAUUUUAGCCUAAGACCGAUUUUUUAAGAGGUUCGCAUCAGUCGAGAAAGCUCAAUUGAGAACCGUGAAUUCGUCUCAAAGCAACGAAAAGAACUUCAUGCUUUUCAAACCUGACACAAUUUCCAAUGGCAACAGUAUCCACGAAUAGAUGAAAUCCAAUUUUGAUUAUUUUUUCGAUCUUUUCUACUGUUGAUAUAUCUAAAGAGAGAUGACUAUAAGGCGAAUUCGUUUAUCAAGGCUUCUGAAAUUAGUUCCCUUGCUGCUAUGCUUGUUCGCACUCUAUUUAAUUGGUUCGUACAUUGCGGGCUCAUCGAAUCAACCAGUCUUUAGAGACGAAUUUCAACAAAUUGAUCAGGAAGAACACCAUCUUAAUGAAUUUUAUACUGAUCCAGAAAAGAACGCUAUGAAGUUUCAAGAGCGUUCAAGCACAGCCAAGAAAAAUCUUAUUAUCGUGUCGCAUGGCCGAUCGGGUUCCACGCUGAUGGGAGAUAUUUUCAACCACCACCCUUCAGUGUUUUAUAUGUAUGAACCUCUACAAACUGUCGAACGAGUCAGUCCGGCAACGCUGGGAACGAGCAAGAAUUACAAUGAACGCGCGAUGGAGUUUUUAACAGGCAUAUUUCGCUGCAGCUUCGAUUCACCGCAGAUGUUGGCUGAUAUCGAGAAGUUUUACCGUAAACCGGCCCAUCCUCGAGUAAGUCACGCCAUAGCCUCGCCGCCAUUAUGCCCCUAUCUGACGACAGAUCUAAGAUGGGAUCCAUCACUUUGUGCUCCGAUGACCAGUGAAUCUUUGGGAAGUGCUUGUAAGGAACAUUAUGACUUAACCGUUAUAAAAGUUCUCAUUCCUCGUAUUCCCGAGAACAGCAUCAAAAGUAUUUUAGCGUCUUGUAUGCCAGAGGAUGUUGACUGUAAAGUUAUCUUGCUCGUAAGAGAUCCCCGGGCAGUGAUCGCUUCAGCCCUUAGCGUGGGAUUCUUCACAGAGCAAAAAGGUGAUUCUAAAGUGGGAACGCGGCGCUUCAGUUACUUGAACUGUAAGGAAACUGAGCAUAACUUAGACUUUGUCAGGAAACUGCCGGAAUCGUUACGAAAUCGGAUCAAAUUUCAACGCUACGAAGACUUGGCGCUGAACCCGUUGAAAGAGCUGUCUGGUCUCUACAAUUUUGCUGGGUUAUCUGUACCGGAGAGCGUGCGAACGUGGUUAAACGAGACCACUCGACAGAGCAGGGGGGCUUGUAAUCAAAAGGAAGACGGAGAACAAGCGACUUGCACCAAAGAUGACGCAUGGGCAGCGGCCAAUCGCUGGAGAUGGAAGGUACAUCCGCAUGAAAUUGACCUCAUUGAGCAUUAUUGUCGACAUGUGAUGGCGUUAAUGGGUUAUAAACCUGUCGACAGAUCCUACGAACUACUGGCAAACGUAGAAACUCCGCUUUUUAGCGAUGAUUAUGAAGCAAAACAUUGGUUUUUACAUUAACAGCAGCCUACCUUGUGGCACAGAGCAGCGUGCUCGCUGCGAUACGGAAAGUAACUCAGCUGAACUGAGAUUAGGCCAUUUAUUUUUAGUAUUUUGGAUCUUGAUCACUUGAUUGACGAGAGUAUUUUAAAUAAGAGCAGUUUACAGCUUAUUUUGAUUUGCGGACUGUCACAAACGGAGAAACACACUCAGACAUGUAGAGUUCUUCCCAGUUUCCACCACCAGUUAAAAAAAGUUGCGGAGUCAUGGGCAGAAACAUAGAAGGGCACGUGGCAUUUAGCUUUGUUUAUGAUCCAACGCGACCAAUAAAUCAAAUUCCUCUGA
Molecule: messenger RNA, 1986 nt
Organism: Orbicella faveolata
Lineage: Eukaryota; Metazoa; Cnidaria; Anthozoa; Scleractinia; Merulinidae
Product: carbohydrate sulfotransferase 1-like
Biological process (GO): sulfur compound metabolic process; N-acetylglucosamine metabolic process
Molecular function (GO): N-acetylglucosamine 6-O-sulfotransferase activity
Source: RefSeq, a predicted model, not a curated record